Messenger RNA from Eutrema salsugineum, 2481 nucleotides. RefSeq lists its product as uncharacterized. Gene Ontology annotation, biological process: DNA integration. The coding region runs from base 1 to 2481 and encodes 826 amino acids. NCBI's taxonomy places the organism in Eukaryota, Viridiplantae, Streptophyta, Magnoliopsida, Brassicales, Brassicaceae. The record is from RefSeq and is a predicted model, not a curated record. Gene Ontology annotation, molecular function: nucleic acid binding. The transcript has 3 exons.
AUGAAGCUGCUGGAAGCUGGAAUCAUCUAUCCAAUUUCAGAUAGUGCUUGGGUGAGUCCUGUGCACGUGGUUCCUAAGAAAGGAGGGGUUACAGUUGUGAAGAAUGACAAAGAUGAGCUGAUUCCGACGCACACAGUGACUGGACACAGGAUGUGCAUCGAUUACAGGAAGCUGAAUGCAGCGACCAGGAAAGAUCACUUCCCAUUCCCUUUAUUGAUCAGAUGCUAUAGAGACUUGCAAGCCAUCUCUACUACUGCUUCCUCGAUGGUUUACGGAUCAUCUUUUAAGGACUGUCUGGAUAAUCUCUGCAAGGUUCUGGCUCGCUGUGAAGAGAAGCACUUGGUCCUUAACUGGGAAAAGUGUCACUUUAUGGUCAGAGAUUGGAUUGUGCUCAGGCACAAGGUUUCUGCAGCUGGCAUAGAAGUGGAUCGUGCGAAGAUUGACGUCAUGACGAGCUUGCCACCACCUGAUUCUGCGAAAUCAGUUAGAAGCUUUCUGGGUCAUGCAGGGUUCUCUCGUCGCUUCAUCAAGGACUUCAGCAAGAUUGCACGUCCUCUCACUGCUUUACUAUGCAAGGAUGCUAAGUUUGAGUUUACAGAUGAGUGUCUUGCUGCGUUCGAACAGAUCAAACAUGCUCUGAUAAGCGCCCCUAUCGUGCAGCCUCCUGACUGGAAUUUGCUUUUUAAGGUGAUGUGUGAUGCUAGUGAUUUUGCUGUAGGUGCUGUUCUAGGACAGAAGAAGGAAAAAAAUCUUCAUGCAGUCUACUAUGCCAGACGAACUCUGGAUGAUGCUGAAAGGAAUUACGCUACCACUGAGAAGGAGCUGUUGGAUGUGGUCUUUGCCUUUGAAAAAUUUCGACCAUACCUUGUGGGAUCGAAGGUGAUUGUGCAUACAGAUCAUUCUGCACUCAAAUACUUGAUGCAGAAGAAGGAUGCAAAGCCGAGAUUACUGCGAUGGGUGUUACUUCUUCAGGAGUUCGAUAUUGAGGUCAAAGACAAGAAGGGUGUUGAGAAUGGUGUAGCAGAUCAUCUCUCACGCAUCAGGGUUGAAGACGACGUACCCAUAGACGAUUUCCUGCCAGAAGAGAAUGUAUACUAUGUGGAAACCGAGUUCCAGAGCAGGUUUGACGAAGAAUUGCAGGUUCUUCGAAUUGAAGAAACGUUAGUGUCGAGCGACACCACCCCUAGUGUCGCGCGUCACCUUGCUCAGCCAUACACAGAGACCUAUCCAAUUCGAAGCAGACUUCCUGAGAUCAGUUCAGCUGUUGUAUCUGCCACCCAACGUCCUUGGUAUGCUGAUAUUGCCAAUCAUCUCGCUGCAGAGGCUAAGCCUGAGAACUUUAAAGGGUAUGCGAAGAAGAAGUUCCUGAGAGAGCUACGAAGAUAUCAUUGGGAUGAGCCAUACCUGUACAAGCACUGUUCUGAUGGGAUUUACAGAAGAUGCAUUGCAGAGUCAGAAGUCCCAGAGGUGCUGUUUCACUGUCAUGGGUCGGAAUAUGCUGGACACUUUGCGACAUUCAAAACAGUGUCCAAGGUUCUUCAAGUAGGCUUUUGGUGGCCUACCAUGUUUCGCGACGCGCAUGCUUUCAUCUCGCAGUGCGGUGCUUGUCAGAGGAGAGGAAAGAUCAGCAAAAGACAUGAGAUGCCACAGAAUUUCAUCCUUGAGGUUGAGGUAUUCGAUUGCUGGGGUAUCGAUUUCAUGGGUCCUUUUCCCUCUUCGUAUGGGAACAAGUACAUCCUGGUUGCUGUUGAUUAUGUUUCAAAGUGGGUCGAAGCCAUUGCUAGUCCCACCAACGAUUCCUCAGUGGUUCUUAAGAUGAAACAUGGAGUUCAUCAUCGAGUUGCAACUCCUUAUCACCCUCAGACAAGUGGACAAGUCGAAGUCUCGAAUCGUCAGAUUAAGGAGAUCCUGGAGAAAACAGUGGGCAAAACUCGAAAGGAUUGGGCUGCGAAGUUGGACGAUGCACUCUGGGCGUACAGGACAGCGUUCAAAACACCUCUAGGCACCACACCUUUCCACCUGCUCUAUGGAAAGCCCUGUCACCUUCCAGUGGAGAUCGAACACAAGGCAGCCUGGACGAUAAAGCUGAUGAAUUUUGACAUCAAGUCUGCUGCAGACAGGAGACUGAUACAGCUGAAUGAGUUGGACGAAAUCAGGCACCAUGCCUAUGAGAAUUCGAAGUUGUACAAAGAGAGGACCAAGGCUUAUCACGAUUCAAAAAUCCUCUCCAGGCAAUUCGAAGCGAAUGAUCAGGUACUUCUGUAUAACUCUCGUUUACAAUUGUUUCCUGGUAAACUUUGCUCUCGAUGGUCAGGUCCUUUCAUUGUCAAAGAGGUUCGCCCCUAUGGUGCUAUCGUCCUCCUCACACCAGAUGGUAGCAGAGUGUUCACAGUCAAUGGACAAAGGGUAAAGCACUACUGGGCAAAAGCCGAGAUUCCGGAUGGACAUAUCGUGCCUCUGGAUGGUGCACCUCCUGCUUGA